Fonsecaea monophora is the source of this 681-nucleotide messenger RNA. RefSeq lists its product as hypothetical. The coding region runs from base 1 to 681 and encodes 226 amino acids. The record is from RefSeq and is a predicted model, not a curated record. NCBI's taxonomy places the organism in Eukaryota, Fungi, Ascomycota, Eurotiomycetes, Chaetothyriales, Herpotrichiellaceae. The transcript has 2 exons.
AUGGCGUUCGCCCGUCCAGAGUUUCCCCUGCGAUCAGCUCAUGAUCCCUACGAUGCAGACGCUGACCACCCGCCCUCGCGCUGUACCAAGCGAUCUGGUCCUGGGCAGACUCGUACCAGGCUGACCCAAGUCAAAGGCCGAGCUAAGGAGAAUGAUGGAGGGCUAGCAAAGACGUUCAGGAAACUGACACUAGGCCAUGUGUCCGUCAUGUCCAACUGGAGGCGCCCGAGGUCGUCCCUUAAACACGCCCAAGAGAACGAGAAUUGGACCCUGGUCAGGCACCGCGCAACACGCAGAAAGAUACAAACCCGCCUUGCUGGACGCAACUGCUGGAAAAAACCCACGGAAAAAAGCCGGCGGCUGCGAAAACGAGCAGAUGCCAAUGAGGAGCCUACCGAGGACUCUCCCGACACUCCAGGAGGUUCUUCCGACUCUGACAGGACCCCUAACGUCGAUGGGCGUCCUUGGAGUGCCGGGAACCCCGAUACCAAUGCACACUCCUGGCCUGACGGCAACAACGGUUUCGUGGAAGAGCAGGAUGACAAAGAGCAGUUUUCGCCCUACGAUCAGGGCUCGGUGAAGCUUCCUUCCAUGUCUACGCUUCCACAGCCAGGUCUCGACAGUCAUCUGCACAUAAGAUAUCACGAUCGCAGAUCUGAUCCAUGCGAACAGCCUCAAUAG